Coffea arabica (coffee) is the source of this 3131-nucleotide messenger RNA. Its product is annotated as probable AMP deaminase. The record is from RefSeq and is a predicted model, not a curated record. Gene Ontology annotation, biological process: IMP salvage; AMP metabolic process. NCBI's taxonomy places the organism in Eukaryota, Viridiplantae, Streptophyta, Magnoliopsida, Gentianales, Rubiaceae. Gene Ontology annotation, molecular function: AMP deaminase activity. Gene Ontology annotation, cellular component: cytosol.
CAGCGCCAGGGAGCAAUGGAGUCACCAGUACAGCUCGCGUUAGCAGCUCUAUUGGGAGCCUCGGUCAUGGCUAUCUCCGCUUUCUACAUUCAUAAACGCAGUGUCGACCAAGUCCUCGACCGUCUUAUUAAGCUCCGCCGCAAACAUCUGCCCUCCUCCACCCUCAGAAACCACUACAACUGCCAUAUCGUCUCCGACGCCGAUGAAGAAGAUGCUGAUUACUCGGCUGCUGCAUAUAGUGAGGAAUGCAUUAAUAGAGGUAGGCGGGAUAAGUUAUCGACAUCAUUUGACAAUAUCGAUGGAAUUAUUGGGGAUGGUGUGGAGGAGGAGGAAAAAGCGCGGGUUGGACUUUAUAGAGUUUGGUCGUCGAUGCCGAAUGUGAGAACAUCCAAUGAGUGGAUUGAUGAGGAGGAGAAGAAAGCUUUGUCAAAUUUAUUGGAUCAUAAUCUUGAUAUUAUUUCAUCUGACUUGCCUCCUCUUCGAACUCAGCAGAGAGAUGCAGGAGAUGAUCAAUAUGUUGACCACUUGGGCCCACAGCUUAUGGUAGGAUCAAUUGGUCGUUUAGUUACUCCAAGAUCAUCUGCUGGUUAUACUGUUGAUAGUGCAGGAGAUUCUGAUGAGGAAGAAACUGAGCGUACAACUAUGGGUGCCACUCUUUUGUCUUACAACAAGGAAAUAAAUAUUAAUAUCCCAAAUCUACACAUGGCUCCAUCAAAUGCUGAAAAUGCCAACUACAUCCAAGCUCAACGAUGCAAAGAAAUCGCACAUGAAUCAAAAGCUAAUGGAAAUGAUGAGGAUGCAAAGGUUGAAAAGGCUUCAAUGCACACAAUGAGAAGUUCUUGCACCAGUACUAGCAAAUAUUUACCUGUGAGGGCUACAGUUCAUGAAUCACUGAACAUUGAAGAGGAAGAAGUACUGAAGAUGAUUCGGGAAUGUUUAGAUUUGAGGGAAAAAUAUGUUUUCAGGGAAAAAGUUCCUCCAUGGACUAAAGUAGUCCAGGAAUCUGCCACAUCAGAUGUAAAACAGAAUCCAUUUAACUCUGCUCCCGUUGAAGCCACUGCACACCACUUUAAAAUGGAAGAUGGAGUUGUACAUGUCUAUGCCAAUGAAAGUGAUACUGAAGACCUUUUCCCUGUUGCAAAUGCAACAUCAUUUUUCACUGAUAUGCAUCAUAUCUUGAAAGUGAUGUCUGUUGGAAAUGUUCGCUCUGCAUGCCAUCAUCGAUUGCGGUUCCUUGAGGAGAAAUUCCGUCUUCACCUACUAGUAAAUGCUGAUAGGGAAUUUCUGGCUCAAAAGAGUGCUCCUCAUCGUGAUCUAUAUAAUAUCAGAAAAGUUGAUACUCAUGUACAUCAUUCUGCUUGUAUGAACCAGAAGCAUCUUCUCCGGUUCAUCAAAUCAAAAUUAAAAAAAGAACCAGAUGAGGUUGUCAUAUUCCGUGAUGGACAGUAUCUUACUUUGAAGGAAGUCUUUGAGAGUUUGGACUUGACAGGGUAUGACCUUAACGUUGAUUUGCUAGAUGUGCAUGCUGAUAAGAGUACCUUCCAUCGCUUUGACAAAUUCAAUCUCAAGUAUAAUCCUUGCGGGCAAAGCAGACUCAGGGAGAUCUUUCUAAAGCAGGACAAUCUCAUCCAAGGGCGUUUUCUGGCUGAAGUAACAAAGGAAGUGUUAUCGGAUCUUGAAGCUAGUAAAUACCAGAUGGCUGAGUACCGAAUUUCAAUCUAUGGAAGGAAACAAAGUGAAUGGGAUCAGCUUGCAAGUUGGUUUGUUAACAAUGCACUAUAUAGUGAAAAUGCUGUGUGGUUAAUUCAGCUUCCACGGCUGUACAACAUCUACCGGAGUAUGGGCACUGUUACAUCCUUCCAGACCAUAUUAGAUAACGUAUUCAUACCACUUUUUGAAGUUACUGUCGACCCACGUUCUCACCCUCAUUUACAUCUGUUCCUAAUGCAGGUUGUAGGAUUUGACAUUGUAGAUGAUGAAAGUAAACCAGAGAGGCGCCCGACCAAACACAUGCCUAAGCCAGCUGAAUGGACUAAUGAAUUCAACCCUGCCUUCUCUUAUUAUGCCUAUUACUGCUAUGCAAACUUGUAUACACUGAAUAAGCUUCGGGAAUCGAAAGGACUGCCGACAAUUAGGUUCCGCCCUCACUGUGGGGAGGCAGGUGAGAUAGACCAUUUAGCUGCUGGGUUUCUUUUAUGCCACAAUAUUUCUCAUGGGAUCAAUUUGAGGAAAUCGCCUGUCCUGCAGUACCUGUACUACCUUGCGCAGAUUGGUUUGGCAAUGUCUCCACUUAGCAAUAAUUCACUUUUCCUUGACUAUCAUCGCAACCCAUUUCCUGUGUUCUUCCAGCGAGGUUUAAAUGUCUCACUGUCAACUGACGAUCCUCUGCAAAUCCAUUUGACCAAAGAGCCACUUGUGGAAGAAUACAGUGUUGCUGCAAAGGUGUGGAAGCUCAGUUCAUGUGACCUGUGUGAGAUAGCUAGAAAUUCUGUUUAUCAAUCUGGAUUCUCACAUGUUGCAAAGUUGCAUUGGCUUGGAAGUCAGUAUUUCAGAAGAGGCCCUGAAGCAAAUGACAUUCACAAGACAAACGUGCCAAAUAUAAGGAUUUCCUUUAGAUAUGAGACCUGGGAGGAGGAGAUGCAGCACGUCUAUGCACGAAAAGCCAAACUUCCCAGAGACAUUGAACACUGAAAGAAAUUUUAAGACUGGCUAUGGGGGAAACCAGCAAUGUGUUCUCAGUGACUGCGUCCUUGCUACUUGCUGCAAGGAUAGUCUUCGAACACUACUGACACUUUUUCCUAUGCAUCACCCAUAUAGGGAAAAAAUGAAGAUGGCCCAGAAGAAAUCCCAGUGUUGCAAUAAAAAAUGGAGCCCGUUAGUGACCUAGCACGGCCUAAAUCUCAUUGCUUGAAUUCAGCUUACCAACAGAGUUGAGAUGUGAGGAUUAUGACAGCAAUGCUAGUUGCUACUGUGAUUGUCUAUACUGGAUGUGCGACUUCAGAUUCUGCUGUUCUCCCAUUCUUUUGACAAUCAAGAACUGAACUGAACUGAACUGUUAUUGGCCUCGAUUGGUCAGGAAAAAAGUUGCAUGGCUCAAUAAUAUUACAAAAUGUUCAUCGAUUUUUAACAUA